AUGAGCGCGCGCCUGCCGCUCUUCCUGCGCGGGCUCCGCCGUCCGCAGCAGCCCCCGGGCCCGCCGCUCCGCCUCCGAGCGCCCUGUCGCGCCAGCAGCGGCGGCGGCGGCGGCUGUGGCGGCGGGGAGGGCCUGCUCGGGCAGCGGCGGCUGCGGGACUCCCAAGUCGGAAGCAGCCGCGGCCAGGGCAGCCAGGCGCCCCCGGCGCGGGACUCGAUCGUCAGAGAAGUCAUUCAGAAUUCAAAAGAGGUUCUGAAUUUAUUGCAAGAAAAAAACCCUACCUUUAAGCCGGUGCUUGCUAUUAUUCAGGCAGGUGAUGAUAACUUGAUGCAGGAAAUAAACCAGAAUUUGGCAGAGGAGGCUGGUCUGAACAUCACUCACAUUUGCCUUCCUCCGGAUAGCAGUGAAGCCGAGAUUAUAGAUGAAAUCUUGAAGAUUAACGAAGACGCCAGAGUACAUGGCCUUGCCCUUCAGAUCUCCGAGAACUCGUUUAGCAACAAAGUCCUCAAUGCCUUGAAACCAGAAAAAGAUGUGGAUGGAGUAACAGACAUAAACCUGGGGAGGCUGGUCCGUGGAGAUGCCCAUGAAUGUUACAUCUCACCUGUGGCCAGAGCUGUGAUUGAACUUCUUGAAAAGUCAGGUGUCAACUUAGAUGGAAAGAAGAUCUUGGUAAUAGGAGCCCAUGGGUCUUUGGAAGCUGCCGUGCAAUGCCUAUUCCAGAGGAGAGGGUCCAUGACAAUGAGCUCCCAGUGGAAAACACCUCAACUUCAAAGCAAGCUUCUUGAGGCUGAUAUUGUGGUCUUGGGCUCUCCCAAGCCAGAAGAGAUUCCCCUUUCUUGGAUACAACCAGGAACUACAGUUCUCAACUGUUCCAAUGACUUCCUAUCAGGGAAGCUUGGACAUGGUUCUCUUGGGGUACAUCUUCAUGGUCUCAUUGCAGAGAAUGAUGUCAGUCUCCUUGCUGCAGCUCUGCGGAUUCAGAACAUGGUCAGCAGUGGAAGGAGAUGGCUACGUGAACAGCAGCAUGCAAGGUGGAGACUUCACUGCUUGAAACUCCAGCCUCUCUCCCCCGUGCCAAGUGAUCUUGAGAUUUCAAAAGCACAGACUCCAAAAGCCGUGGAUGUCCUUGCCAAGGAGAUAGGAUUGCUUGCAGAUGAAAUUGAAAUCUAUGGCAAAAGCAAAGCCAAAGUACGUUUGUCCCUGCUGGAAAGGUUAAAGGAUCAAGCAGAUGGAAAAUACGUUUUAGUAGCUGGGAUCACACCCACCCCUCUUGGGGAAGGGAAAAGCACAGUGACAGUUGGGCUCGUACAAGCAAUGACUGCACACCUGAACAUCAACUCCUUUGCCUGUCUCAGGCAGCCUUCUCAAGGACCAACUUUUGGAGUUAAAGGAGGCGCUGCAGGUGGCGGAUACGCCCAGGUCAUCCCCAUGGAGGAGUUCAACCUUCACUUGACCGGGGACAUCCACGCCAUCACCGCUGCCAAUAACCUGCUGGCCGCCGCUGUUGACACAAGGAUUCUGCAUGAAAACACUCAAACCAAUAAGGCGCUGUAUAAUCGACUUGUUCCUUCAGUGAAUGGCGUCCGAGAGUUUUCAAGCAUUCAGCUUGCUCGGCUGAAAAAACUGGGAAUAAAUAAGACAGAUCCAAACGCACUGACGGAAGAGGAAAUGGGUAAAUUCGCCCGUCUCAACAUCGACCCCUCCACCAUCACGUGGCAGAGAGUAUUGGAUACAAAUGACCGAUUUCUACGAAAAAUAACGAUUGGGCAGGCACCCACAGAGAAGGGGUAUUCCCGGCAGGCACAGUUUGACAUCGCAGUGGCCAGCGAGAUCAUGGCAGUGCUGGCCUUGACUGACAGCCUGGCGGACAUGAAGGAGCGGCUGGGAAGAAUGGUGGUGGCCAGUGACAAAAAUGGGCAGCCCGUGACAGCAGAAGAUUUGGGGGUCACAGGUGCCUUGACAGUUUUGAUGAAAGAUGCAAUAAAACCAAAUCUGAUGCAGACCCUAGAAGGGACACCUGUCUUUGUGCAUGCUGGCCCCUUUGCUAACAUCGCCCACGGCAACUCUUCAGUGUUGGCUGAUAAAAUAGCCCUGAAACUGGUUGGUCAAGAAGGAUUUGUAGUAACUGAAGCUGGCUUUGGUGCUGAUAUUGGAAUGGAGAAAUUUUUCAACAUCAAGUGCCGAGCAUCUGGCUUGGUGCCCAACGCAGUCGUGCUGGUGGCCACGGUGCGCGCUCUGAAGAUGCACGGAGGCGGGCCAAGCGUAACUGCUGGUGUCCCGCUAAAGAAAGAAUAUACAGAGGAGAACAUCCAGCUGGUGGCAGACGGCUGCUGUAACCUUCAGAAGCAGAUUCAGAUUGCUCAGCUCUUUGGGGUUCCCGUUAUAGUGGCUCUGAAUGUCUUCAAGACUGACACCCGUGCUGAGAUUGACUUAGUUUGUGAGCUCGCGAAGCGGGCUGGCGCCUUUGAUGCGGUCCCCUGCUAUCACUGGUCCGUUGGUGGGAAAGGGACGGUGCAGCUGGCUCGGGCUGUGAGAGAUGCUGCCAAUAAGGGAAGCCGUUUCCGGUUCCUGUAUGAUGUUCAGCUUCCAGUUGUAGAAAAGAUAAGAACCAUUGCGCAGGCUGUGUAUGGAGCCAAAGAUAUCGAACUGUCUCCUGAGGCACAAUCCAAAAUAGAUCGUUACACGCAACAGGGUUUUGGAAAUCUGCCCAUCUGCAUGGCAAAGACCCACCUUUCUCUAUCUCACGAACCUGACAAGAAAGGUGUACCCAGAGAUUUCAUUUUGCCCAUUAGUGAUGUUCGGGCCAGCAUAGGUGCUGGGUUCAUCUACCCUUUGGUUGGAACGAUGAGCACCAUGCCGGGACUGCCGACCCGGCCCUGCUUCUAUGAUAUAGAUCUUGAUACAGAAACAGAGCAAGUUAAAGGCUUAUUCUAAAUGAACCCAACUUCCACAGGACCCAAUUCAGGCUCAGGAAACAGACUACUCCUUGCCUUUUUGCUGCCGUUGGAGAAGAAAGUGAACUUGAAAUAUGCCUCUUACGCAACGUGGGAGAAAUGGGGAAAUAGGCCAAAGAUUUUUUCUUUGUUCAAGACUGAAUUCUGUGUGCAACCGAGGACAGUGUCCAGUAAAAAGGACCUCCACCGAGUUUGAAAGAAACUAAUUUAUUUUCCGUUUCUGCAGAGUUUACAUUAUUUCCCACUGCUUACACUUCAGAAAGUUUAUUUUAUGGGAAUGGAAGGAUUAAAAGAGUGUGAACUAAAAGGUAGCAUUUUCCACUCUGGAGUUCUCUAUUUUGUCUUUGGACUGCAAAUAAACAUGUAUCUAGAAAACCAACCAGCAAGUUUUCCAUGCCAGAUAAAACUCUGCUCUCUAGAAGUAACUGUUCACGCUGGGGUUGUGAC
This is a messenger RNA of Neomonachus schauinslandi (Hawaiian monk seal), 3401 nucleotides long. It is a transcript of the gene MTHFD1L, whose product is annotated as methylenetetrahydrofolate dehydrogenase (NADP+ dependent) 1 like. Gene Ontology annotation, biological process: tetrahydrofolate interconversion. Lineage: Eukaryota; Metazoa; Chordata; Mammalia; Carnivora; Phocidae. Gene Ontology annotation, cellular component: cytosol; mitochondrion. Bases 1 to 2934 code for a protein of 977 amino acids. The transcript has 28 exons. Gene Ontology annotation, molecular function: ATP binding; methylenetetrahydrofolate dehydrogenase (NADP+) activity; formate-tetrahydrofolate ligase activity. The record is from RefSeq and is a predicted model, not a curated record.